Molecule: messenger RNA, 1419 nt
Organism: Penicillium subrubescens
Lineage: Eukaryota; Fungi; Ascomycota; Eurotiomycetes; Eurotiales; Aspergillaceae
Product: pheromone receptor
Exons: 3
Coding region: 1-1419 (472 amino acids)
Biological process (GO): G protein-coupled receptor signaling pathway
Cellular component (GO): membrane
Molecular function (GO): mating-type factor pheromone receptor activity
Source: RefSeq, a predicted model, not a curated record
AUGGAUGAUAUCAACAAGCCCUACCCAAUGGCCACGGUCGUUCCGGUGCUGUCAUUCUUCUCCAUCGCGGUCUGCAUCACGCCGCUUAUUCUGCAUGCAAAGAACCGCAAUCUACCCGCCACGAGUCUCAUCUGCUGGACGAUUCUGCUGAAUCUGUUCAACAUCAUCAAUGCCUUUAUAUGGCCCACAGACAAUGUCGACUUGUGGUGGGAUGGCGCUGGCCUUUGUGAUGUCGAGGUCAAGCUCAUGGUUGGUAGCUAUGUUGCUUUCCCUGGUGCCUUGGUUGGCAUCUUCCGCGGCCUAGCAAUUGUCCUUGACACUGCGAGUGCCACACUAGUCCCGAGCAAGGCCCAACGCUGGCGUAAACGGGCUGUGGAAUUGCUCUUCUGCGUGGUGGUUCCUGUCAUUGCGAUGAUCACGCAUAUUGUGUGGCAGAAGAGUCGGUAUCUACUCUUUUCCAUUUCGGGCUGUGUGAACAAUUUCGACGAGAGCUGGGUGAGCCUAGUGCUGGCAUACAUGUGGCCACCCAUUAUCUGCUUGAUUGCCGCCUACUAUUGCUGCUUGGUGCUCAUUCGCAUGCGCAAAUACCGCAGUGACUUCAGUCUCAUCCUGCGUUCCGCUAACAGCCGCAUGAGCAAGUCCGGCUUCCUGCGACUCUUCUUUCUUGCUUCUACCAUGCUUCUGGCUAUCUUGCCCUGUGAGGGGUAUGUUGUCUACUAUGACUUGAUCCUCUCUCUCCCCUGGCACCCAUACUCAUGGAGUCGAAUCCACGGACUGGAGUGGUACCAAAUUGCAAAGUAUCCUACCCAGGGAGUAGUCUUCUUUGACCGUUGGACUCCAAUUGCCGCUGGGUUUAUGCUUUUCAUCUUCUUCGGCUUUGGCCGUGAUGCCACACGUAUCUACCGGAUGUUCUUCUGGCGCAUUGGCUUGGGAUACUGCUUCCCCAUCUUUGCUCGUCCCGCCGACUCCCAGGCUUCUGCCUCUCACACAGAUGGCUCUCAUUCAACCACUCUGGUUGGUUCUACCAUCAGUCGAGCCAAGCUACUGUUCAGCUGGCGCAAGGGUUCAGCUUCAUGCAGCGGAAAUGACAACACUCAAUCCUCCCACCCCGAUAUCUACAGCCAACUCGAGAAGGGCUCCCGCUCGCGAUCCCGCUCCCAGCAUAAUCGUCACCGUGGCAUUCCCAAGCGUCAGUGGUUUCGCUUCCCACGGUCUAUCUCUAAGAACAAAGACCACCGCGACGAGGACACCCUACUGGAUGACCUGUCUGGUGCCUCGCAAACAGUCUGCACUAGUGCCUGGGCUGGUAACAGUCAGAGACGCGCGAGCAGCGAGAUUGAUGUUCCCGCUUCGUCUGGCAGCAAGGAAGGCAUCAAAGUCAAGCAGGUCAUCACCCAACAGAGUCAGCUGGAGAUUUAA